AGAAUCAAUUCAGCUGUUUUGAUUGUAAAUAAUUAGAGACUUUUUUCGUUUUACAUAUCAAUAAUUGAGAAAUAUAUAGAAAAUAUUUUUAAAAUGUCGAAAAUAUCAUUAAAAACAGCUCAAGAAAAGAUGCGUGAAAACAUUCCAGAUAAACAUAAUCCACAUGAAAUAUUGAAGUACAAUUUUAUGGAAAAAGAAGGUUUUGAAUUCACAUCAGUUAUUUCGACUACAAAGAUCUACUCACCCGAAUUUGACAAACAAAAACAGCAAAUUAUCGAUAGUGAUUGGGGAGGAUAUGCCUUGGAUUUAGAUUUAUGGGAGGACAACAAAUCGUCUAUGGUACAAAUAAGGCCACAUGAAGUAUCAUUGGACAACAAGGAAAGUUUCGGUUUUUUGUCUGACAGAUUGAUAGGCAUCGGCUCAUCCUUCCUAACGAGAUCACCCGAAAGCGGUCUCUAUAUUCUCAGUAAAUGUGUUCUGAAAAAUAGGGUAUUGUCGAAAAUUCCACAAUUAAAUUAAUACCCAACGAACAAAAAUGUUAAUACAAAUUUUAUCGAUAAAACGAGGA
Acromyrmex echinatior (Panamanian leafcutter ant) is the source of this 568-nucleotide messenger RNA. RefSeq lists its product as uncharacterized. NCBI's taxonomy places the organism in Eukaryota, Metazoa, Arthropoda, Insecta, Hymenoptera, Formicidae. Gene Ontology annotation, molecular function: protein binding. The record is from RefSeq and is a predicted model, not a curated record. Gene Ontology annotation, cellular component: cytoplasm.